Messenger RNA from Anolis carolinensis (green anole), 2835 nucleotides. It is a transcript of the gene nhlrc1, whose product is annotated as NHL repeat containing E3 ubiquitin protein ligase 1. The transcript has a single exon. NCBI's taxonomy places the organism in Eukaryota, Metazoa, Chordata, Lepidosauria, Squamata, Anolidae. Gene Ontology annotation, molecular function: translation repressor activity; ubiquitin protein ligase activity; protein binding. Gene Ontology annotation, biological process: negative regulation of translation; protein polyubiquitination; proteasome-mediated ubiquitin-dependent protein catabolic process. Gene Ontology annotation, cellular component: nucleus. The record is from RefSeq and is a predicted model, not a curated record. Bases 99 to 1304 code for a protein of 401 amino acids.
UCUGAUGUAAGAGGUCUUGUGACUACGUAUACCAAUGUGACCAUAUGGCCUAGCGCUCACUCCACCGACAGAGCAACAAUCCUCUUAACAAUAGACAAAUGUCUACCAAGACUUCUAAGAAAAUACAGACAAUGACUGAGCUGGUGGAUCAGACUGAGAAUUGUCUGCUUGAAUGCAAGGUGUGCUUUGAAAAAUACAACCAGCAGAAAAAACACCGGCCAAGGAACUUACCAUGUGGGCAUGUGAUGUGCUUGGAGUGUGUUAUGUCUUUGACUCACCCCCGGACCUUUAAGUUGGAGUGCCCGUUUUGUCGCAGAGCCUGCAAAUCAUCCGAGACCAGCGACUGUUUGCCAUUGCUGCACCUGAUGGAAAUCUUGAGCCUUCCUCUUAAUAAUGCUCCAGUUCCAGGAAGCAGCAUAGGGAGGACAACUGAGGACGUGUCAACCCCAGCCUCUCAGGCCUUGACCUUCUCUCUUUCCUUUGGAGGAUGGGGGACGCUGAUCAAUCCAACAGGAAUUGCCGUGUGCCAGAGGUCUGGCUGUGCAGCAGUGGUUCAUGACGGCAAAAAGAGGAUCAAGCUGUUCACUUUCACUGGGAACUGCAUGCAACAAUUUGGAGAAAGAGGACAAGCAGGAAAUGACAUCAGGUACCCAAAUGAUAUCACAGCCACACUGGAUGGUCAUAUCGUCAUCACAGACAGCGGGGAUGGUUCGGUCAAAGUGUUUGAUUUUAACGGCAGGGGCAAGCUGGUCAUCUCAGAGUCUUUUUGCUUACCCUGGGGUUUGGACACGACACCUCAGAACGAUAUUAUCAUGACUGAUUCAAAGGCAGGUACUCUGUAUUGCUUAAGCGCUGACUUUAAAAAAGGGGAAUUAAAGGGAGUGAGGAAACUGCAUUCGAACUUGUGCAAUCCAAGAAAAGUGGCUGUUUCUCAGGCCUCUGGUGCCAUUGCGGUCAUAGAACAUUUGAUGGUGAAAGGACCAAGCUAUGGCAGCACAAGAGUGAAAGUUUUCAGCGCAGAUAUGCAAGUCCUUGGUCAGGUGGACAGUUUUGGUCUGAAUCUAGUUUUUCCUAUCAAAAUUUAUGCCAGUGGUGUGACCUUCAACAAGGAGGGUCAUAUAGUAGUAAGUGAUGCUUAUAACCAAGCAGUAUUCUCCCUAGGAAAACCUGAAGAAUUCCCUGUGUGUAAACCUGUAGUUACCCAGGGUCUUUCUUACCCCUUGGCAUUAACAUUCACACCAGAUAACUCUCUGAUUGUAUUGGAUGGUGGUGAUCAUUCUUUAAAAGUAUAUACUGCUAGCUGAAAUAUUUGUAAGGUAUCACAAGGUGUGGGAGAAAAAGAUCCAGACCCCAUCCUUAUACAAAGAGUACAUGAAAACCUUUAGGCCCUAUGGGAAUAACUGAAACAAGCCUUCUCCAGGCUAGUGAGGUUGAAAUGUGGUGCAAUUCGGUGGGAAACAAUUUAUUGUUUUGGGCUACAACCUCCACAAUCCCUCAUCUUAGUCUGGAUUUCUAGGAACUAAAAUUAAAGAUCCGGAAAGCCAAAAUGUCUGAAAGUCUUCAGUCUAGCUCAGUGGUUCUCAACCUAUGGGUCCCCAGGUAUUUUGGCCUACAACUCCCAGAAAUCCUAGACAGUUUAUCAGCUGUUAGGAUUUCUAGGAGUUGAAGGCCAAAACAUCUGGGGACCCACAGGUUGAGAACCACUGGGUUGUAAGUCAAUGGCACAGUAUGCAAUGAUGAUGGUGGAUAAUAAUUAUGUUUUUAUUGUUAUAUGACUUGAAGUCAUUUCUGAAGCCCCUUUCACACAGCUGAAUAAAAUCCCACAUUACCUGCUUUGAACUGGAAUAUAUGGCAGUGUGGACUCAGAUAUCCCAGUUCAAAGCACAUAUUGUGGGAUUUUCUGGAUUUUGUACCAGCUGUUAGGAUUUCUAGGAGUUGAAGGCCAAAACAUCUGGGGACUCACAGGUUGAGAACCACUGGAGCUGAUAUUAAAUAUAUUUCAAGUGCAAUUCUGCUGCAGACUCUACACUGCCAUAUAAUCCAGAUCAUCUGAUUUGAAAUAGAUUAUGUAAGUCUACACUGCCAUAUAAUCUAGUUCAAAUCAGAAAACUUGGAUUUUAUAUGGCAGUGUAGAUGGGCCUCUAUCCAUGAACAUAGGAGCAAGUACCACACAACUUAAUGAGAAUUACUUCUGAGUUUCAUGAGUAGGAUUGUGCUAUAAAUAGGCAAUUCCCAUAAAAAUUAUGAUACUGCAGUGGCUAUUUAUGAAUUCCAGUACUUUCUGUGUCAGUCUGUGGGCUGGACGUUUCUCUUACUUUUUAAAAUGUCAUAUAUGAAAGUACUCUUUCAGCCAGAUUGUUAUGACCCCUCUGAACCUUUUUAGGAAAAUAAACAGUUUUGGCAUUCUUAAAAGGUCAUGAUUUCUGUUACUGCACCACCAAUUGGAGACUAACACAAAGAAUGCCAUAGGAGGGCAAAAGCAUCAGUCAAGCUCAGAGCAUGGAAGUCAUGAGUCACAACUAUGUAUUUGUAAUGAGUGCUUUUUAUCAGAAUGUUGCCUUUGAAAAGCAAUGUAAUGUGUGAGCAUGCUGUCAACCUAUUUGUGUAAUGAAUAUUGUUUUCUGGUCAAAUUUUAGCCAUUUAGGAUACUUUGAAACAUUUCAAGUUGUCUAGAAGAUUGAAAGGAUUUUGUUGAAGUUUUCUUUGAUUCUCUUAUGAAUUCAGUCCCCUCUCUCCCAAAACAAAAGACAACAGAAAUUAUGAGUAAUACAAUGAGGUAUUUUUGAAAAAAGAUGGCAAUGAAUAACAACAAUAAACCCUCCUGAUGAACAAGAA